Messenger RNA from Drosophila melanogaster (fruit fly), 1063 nucleotides. RefSeq lists its product as uncharacterized. The transcript has 2 exons. The record is from RefSeq and is marked reviewed. NCBI's taxonomy places the organism in Eukaryota, Metazoa, Arthropoda, Insecta, Diptera, Drosophilidae. Bases 71 to 958 code for a protein of 295 amino acids.
UGACAUUACUACCUGCUGUCAUCAAACGGCAGCAACAUCAUCUCGAUCGGUGGAUUAUCUCUUAAAGGAAAUGAAACCCAUGCUGAUCCUUUUGGCUCUGGCAGGCUUUGCCAUCUGUAUUCGGGCAGACGUGUCCCACCUGUACGGAGGAGGUUACCACGAUCACGGCCAUGAUCACCAUCACCACCAUGAUCACGAUCACGAUCAUGAUCACCACCACUAUGAUGUCCAUUCCCACCACCAUUCUCCCUCGUCACACGAUCAUCAUGAUCUGCACAUUGAUCUGCACUAUCAGCCGGAUCACCACCAUCAUCAUCAUCAAGAGGCCAAGUUCGAUAUCCCUAGCGGAUAUAGCUAUGGACCUCCAGAGAAACCUCGCCAGAAGUACCUGCCGCCCAAGGUUUCCCUGCCACCGCCACCACCUCCACCGCCCAAGGCAACUUAUCUGCCUCCCUCAAAGCCUGAAGUGAAGUACCUGCCCCCCGAACCGGUGGCCAAGUAUCUGCCACCCAAGGUCGCUCCCAGCCUGCCUCCUCCACCACCACCUCCAGUUGUGGCGCCCAAGCCCACAUAUCUGCCUCCCAGUCCGCCAGAGUCCAAGUACCUUCCUCCUCCGACGCCCGAGGUGAAGUAUCUGCCACCUGCUCCAGUGGCAAGGUAUCUGCCACCCAAGGUUGCACCCAGUCUGCCACCACCACCUCCACCCCCACCAGUGGCUCCCAAGAAGCUGUAUCUUCCUCCUGCCGAGCCGGAGACUAAGUACCUGCCACCUUCCGAGCCCGUCGAGAAGUAUCUGCCUCCUAAGCCCGAACAAAAAUAUCUGCCACCCCAGCCUGAGGUAGAUUUCCACAUACCGAUUCCAUCCUAUGCACUGCCCUUGGGCCCUGCACCAAGUCCAAUCCACGACGCCGAGCCUGGUUACCACUACAAGCCUCCACUUCGCCGUUUCAGGCAUUAGGAUAAUCAACCACCGAAAAAAAACCAAACCACAAGCACUGCAUCUAGUUUUAAGCUGUACACAUUAAAAGCAUUUUUAACAAAAAAUAAAAUGGAGUAUUACACC